Molecule: messenger RNA, 2113 nt
Organism: Rhopalosiphum padi (bird cherry-oat aphid)
Lineage: Eukaryota; Metazoa; Arthropoda; Insecta; Hemiptera; Aphididae
Exons: 12
Coding region: 77-1870 (597 amino acids)
Source: RefSeq, a predicted model, not a curated record
AGUACUAACAAAUUGUCAGUAAAUUAUUGUAUAACAUCUAUAAAAAGCAAGUCAUAAAUGAACAUUUUAAAAAACCAUGAAAAUGUAUUCCAAAAUUUUAAUAGUUGUGCUUCUUGCAUAUUUUUUGGAUAAUUUAUCAGCGGCUAUACUUAAACCACCUAAACCUAUAUCUUUAAAUGUGAAAAAUAGUCCAGUUCAAUCUAAAAAUAUUUUAGUUCAAAAUCAACCUAUUAGAAGUCAUCAUCCGGUUUUGGGGAAUUUCAAAGUUAAUCCUGUUAUUCCUUUUAAUAUUCCUAGUCCACCAGCACUUCCAUCACCCAAAUUACCUCCUGCAGUAUCACCAGCACCUCCAGCACUUACUACAGUACCACCAGUACUCUCAGCACCUCUAACACCUCCAACACCACCAACACCUUCAGAACUUACAUUUUUACAAAAUAUAAAAAAAGAAAAUUUCAAUCAUCAAGGAUUUGACAAACUUGAAGAAGGAGAUGAUUAUGAUGAAGAGGAAGUAGAAGAAGAAAUAGAAAAUGGAGAUAUUAAAGAACCUUUAAAAAAUAGUAAAACUGUGACAAGUACACCUUUACACAACUCUCCAACUUCUAAACUUACAGUACCAGAAAUUGUGAAACAAGAAAAUGUCAAUCAUCAAGGAUUUGACAAACUUGAAGAAGGAGAUGAUUAUGAUGAAGAGGAAGUAGUAGAAGAAAUAGAAGAUGAAGAUAUUGAAGAACCUUUAAAAAAUAGUAAAACUAUGACAAGUACACCUUUACAAAACUCUCCAACUUCUAAACUUACAGUACCAGAAAUUGUGAAACAAGAAAAUGUCAAUCAUCAAGGAUUUGACAAACUUGAAGAAGGAGAUGAUUAUGAUGAAGAGGAAGUAGUAGAAGAAAUAGAAGAUGAAGAUAUUGAAGAACCUUUAAAAAAUAGUAAAACUAUGACAAGUACACCUUUACAAAACUCUCCAACUUCUAAACUUACAGUACCAGAAAUUGUGAAACAAGAAAAUGUCAAUCAUCAAGGAUUUGACAAACUUGAAGAAGGAGAUGAUUAUGAUGAAGAGGAAGUAGUAGAAGAAAUAGAAGAUGAAGAUAUUGAAGAACCUUUAAAAAAUAGUAAAACUAUGACAAGUACACCUUUACAAAACUCUCCAACUUCUAAACUUACAGUACCAGAAACUGUGAAACAAGAAAAUUACAUUCGAGGAUUCAACUUAUUUGAAGAAGGGGAUGAUUAUGAAGAAGGAGAUGAUUAUGAAGAAGGAGAUGAUUAUGAAGAAGAUUAUAAAGAAGCAGUAGUAGAAGAAAAAGAUGGUCAUAACAGUAAAGAAUAUUUGGGAGAACCAAAUCAUAGUACUCCUUUAAUACCAACAAAUAAUAUAAUAAUUAAUGGAGUCCGAGUAAAUCCACCUUUAACAAUAAAUAGUGCAAUCUCUACAAUACCACAAUUAUCUGAGGAUGAAUUGACAGAAAAUAAUUAUUAUAAUUCUGAAUAUUUCAUCAAUACCAAUGAAGACAAUCAAAAAUAUCAAAAUUAUGAUGCGUGGGAAUCAGAGUCUUUUAAUAUUAAAAAUAAACCUACUGAUAUUUAUGAAACUCUAGACAGAACAAAUGAGAAUACCCAAGAUCAAUCAAUCAGCAAUAAUGAAUUUGUAUCAAAACCAUAUGACGAUACACAGAUAUAUACUGAUAAACAGAAAGAAAACAUAGGAAACCAAUUUAAUAAUCAAAAUGUGUCCGAAAAUAAUGAAAGACUUGUCAAUGGGUAUAGAGCUCUUAAGAAAAUAUUAUAUAUGUUACAUGACUAUGCAAGUUUAACAUUCGAUUGGAUCAUAAACAAAAUAAAUUACCGUAUGGAACAGCUCUGAGUUAGAUAAAAAAUUAUAAUAUUAUUAAAUUAAUAUUAUAACAUUGAGUUAAAAAGUGAAUAAGUAACAAAGACAAUAAUUGGAAAAUAAUCAGCAUUAAUUAAUUUAGAAUUUGUAAUAUAUAUAUAUAAUUUAUUAUAAUCAACAUUCAUGGAAAAGUUAUAUUAUAACUAAUAAUUAAAAUCUUACCAAUACAAUAAUAUAUUGUUUUUUAGUAAUGAAAUAUAAGAACUAUAACAAGUA